AAUUCCAAAGUGCCUAUUUCCCUCAGUAUUUAUAUCAGUUCUACGAACUAAGACACUAAAACAAAGUAUUGGCAUAAACUUAAUUAGGAUCAUAGUGUUAAUUUUGAUGGAUUUUGGGUCUUCUUUCUUCGUGACCCAAGAGAAGUUCAACCUGUUCCACAGAAUGGACAGAGAACUCUACAAGAUUCUUGUGGUGAGCCUUUUCCGCGAUCCAGCAGAGUCCAUGCAAGUCCAUGCAAUGUGGCUGUGGCUGGAGAGGGUGGGGUUUCGUAACGUGGUGAAGAGGGUAUUGGCCUUGCCCAACAUAUUGAUCAACGACGUUGCAGAUGAAACAGUAAUGUGCCUGAACUGCAUCAACAGUAACAACAAUAACUUAAAGAUGUCAUCUUUAUUCUCUUCCGAGAGCAGCGAGAUUCCCCUUCUCCAGAGCCUUGUGGAUAAGGAAAUCUCUCUCCAAUUCGUGUAUGAAAACCGAAGCAGCGCGCUUCAAGGAGUGGCCAAAGUGAUGCAAGAGGUGUGUGUGAGGGCAUUCACUGACAUCAUGCAGCAAGCCAUGAUAAGAAACUCAAACGACAGAGCAAUAAGACAAAGUAGUUCAUCAGAGAAUAACAACCAUAAUCAUGGGCCUGUGUGGUUUGGGUCAAUUGGGCCAGCUAAUUUGAGGGGUGAAGAAGUGCCAGCGGAUGAUAGGACUUUGUUCGUGACGUUCUCGAAGGGGUAUCGCGUGGAAGAGUGGGAAGUGAGAGAGUUCUUUGCCAUGGCGUAUGGGGAUUGCAUGGAGGCAUUGUUCAUGCAGGAAGUGCAGCCGAAUGAACAAGCACUCUUCGCUCGCAUUGUUUUUCGUAAUGUUUCCACCAUUGACAUGAUACUCAGAGGAGCUAACAAAGCCAAAUUCACCAUCAAUGGGAAGCAUGUGUGGGCUCGAAAGUUUGUGCCUAAACGAAACGCCACAAGGAGUUUGCUUGCAACAUCAUUCAACAACUUUCCCGGGGAAUCCUCCAGCUCUAGCUCUAGCUCUAGACCGUAGAGUAGACAACAAGUUGUUUUAAUUACUUUUUAUCAAUUUGUGAUGAUUUGCAUUUUAUGAUCCCAUAUGCCAUAUAUGUCUGUUUGUUUAAGAAGUGUGUGUGGAUUUCUAUGUUGUUCGGAUAUGUUUUCAUCAAAUUUGUCUAAGCUUUUUGUCCAAGCUCUUGAAAUAUAUGUAUCUCCAGAGAUUUUUAAUGGCAAGAAACUCUCAUGUUGUCCAAAGUUAUA
Glycine soja is the source of this 1254-nucleotide messenger RNA. RefSeq lists its product as uncharacterized. The transcript has a single exon. The record is from RefSeq and is a predicted model, not a curated record. NCBI's taxonomy places the organism in Eukaryota, Viridiplantae, Streptophyta, Magnoliopsida, Fabales, Fabaceae. The coding region runs from base 107 to 1027 and encodes 306 amino acids.